ACCCCUCUUUUGCUUUUCCAACUCAAAAUAUCCAAAAUGUCGAGACUGGCGACCCUCCCCCGACGACUGGCUCUCCUCCGCCCCCUAAGGAGGACGACAUGCACCGCCAGGAGCUACUCCACAGCAUCCGAGCAGCGCCUCGACAACCGCGUCAAGAUCGUCGAAGUAGGGCCGCGCGAUGGCCUCCAAAACGAAAAGAAUAUCGUGCCGCUGGCGACAAAGAUUGAGCUGAUUGAACGACUGGCAAAGACCGGGCUUCAGACAAUCGAGGCGGGUUCGUUUGUCGCUCCGAAAUGGGUGCCACAAAUGGCCAACUCCUCCGAAAUCCUCUCCCACAUCCUCACCACCCCACCACCCUCCCCCCACCCCCUAACCUACUCCUUCCUCGCCCCCAACAUGAAAGGCCUCUCCAACGCCUUCUCCAUCCUCGACGCAAACCCCUCCUCUUUCUCCACCGAAUCCAACCCUUCACCAUCAAAACCCUCCCUCGAAAUGGCCGUCUUUGCCUCGGCAACCGAAACCUUUUCCCAGAAAAACCUCAACGCCUCCAUCGCCGCCUCUCUUGAAGCUUUUAGGGCGGUCAUCUCCGCCGCCAAGGAAACACCCUACAACCUCCGCGUCCGCGGCUACAUCUCCGUCGUCCUCGGCUGCCCCUUUGAGGGCUACGACGUCUCGCCCCACCGCGUUGCUGAGAUUGCUACCGGGCUGCUCGAGAUGGGAGUGGACGAAAUCGCGCUGGGUGAUACGACAGGCAUGGGCACUGCGCCCAGAACAAAGGACUUGUUGAAUUGUCUGAGGAGCGCGGGGAUAAGGAAUGAGGAUGUGGCGAUGCACUUUCAUGAUACGUACGGGCAGGCGCUGGUGAACACGGCUGUGGCGUUGGAGCAUGGGAUCAGGACGUUCGAUGCUAGUGUUAGUGGGUUGGGGGGUUGCCCGUACAGCCCGGGGGCUACCGGGAAUGUGGCGACGGAGGAUAUGGUGUAUUUUAUGGAGAGUUUGGGGAUGGAUGCGGGGGUUGAUUUGGAUGGGGUGGCCGAGGUGGGGGAGUGGAUUAGCAAGGAGUUGGGGAGGGGGAAUGGGAGUACCGUUGGGAGGGCGGUUUUGGGGCGGAGGAAGAGGAAGCAGGAGUGA
Podospora anserina S mat+ is the source of this 1131-nucleotide messenger RNA. RefSeq lists its product as uncharacterized. The record is from RefSeq and is a predicted model, not a curated record. The transcript is spliced from 2 exons. Gene Ontology annotation, biological process: L-leucine catabolic process; ketone body biosynthetic process. The annotation marks the transcript as partial. Gene Ontology annotation, molecular function: hydroxymethylglutaryl-CoA lyase activity. Lineage: Eukaryota; Fungi; Ascomycota; Sordariomycetes; Sordariales; Podosporaceae.